AUUUUUACUUAAUUCUCAGAAAUGAAGAAGAUGGAUCUUAAUAAUGAAGGCUUGGAUUUUGUCAUCCUAGGCACUGGACUCACUGAAACCUUGUUAGGGACUGACCUCAGCCUUGGGGGUAAGAAGGUCUUGCACGUUGACCUGGGUAGUUGUUAUGGCGGAGCUCUUUCUAACUAUAACCUUAAAAAUUUCGUCACCUUUGUGGAUACAUGGAAGGAGAAAUCCAAUUCAAACGCUCUGUAUAAGGGAUCAUGUCUCAGAAACUUCCAGACGGUUGAUAAACUUGACUUACAUGAAGAGCUGAUUAAGUCUGAAUCGAGGAACUUCAGUUUAGACUUGAUUCCAAAGGUAAUUUUCUCCAAAUCCAAAAGCGUGAACUAUUGAUUGGAUAGUGGAGUCUCCUUCUAUCUGGAAUUUCAAAACAUCAUCAACAACUUCAUCUUCCUGAAGGGGAGGUUUAUGAAGAUUCCCUUCAGCAAGAGUGAGGUGUUCAUGAACACCGAUCUCAGCUUGGCUGAGAAGAGGAAUCUUGUGAAGAUCAUCAACCACUCACUCCACUUCUACGACAAGUAUGGGGAGAAGGAAGAAGAAGAGUACCGGGAUCAAAACAGCACACAUACUUAUGAGAAAGAUAUUUAUGUCACAGAGAAAGAAGACGCCGAAUUUGAGUCUUAUAGGGAUAAACCUAUAGCAGAGUACCUGGAACACCAUAAGAUCGACUCAGGACUGUGCUAUAUUUUAUUGUAUGCAUUAGGAAAUGUAAAUGAGUCUCAAGAGAAGCCAGAAGAUAUUUCUCUUGAAAAAGUAUCAACUUUAGAGUUUUUCGCCAGAAUUUCUAAAUACCUUAGAUCUAUUGGAUACUAUGGUCACACACCCAUGCUUAUGGCUAAUUAUGGAACUUCAGAAUAUGUACAGAGCUUCUCAAGAGUUGGAUCUUUAUUCGGAGCUAUCUAUAUGCUGAAUGACACUGAUCUGUCGAUUUCUGAUCCUGUAAUUGUUGAGAACAAACUUGAGAGUAUAGAGCUUUCUCUAAACGAGACUCCUUUAAGACCUACAGAAGGUUUUAUUGUUGGCAAAGAAUACGAACAUCUCUUCACGGCUGAAGAGACAAGCCUGUUCACUGAAGAGACCUGUUACCCAAUUGUAUGCCAGAGGAUGGUGAUAGUGAGUCAUAUUCAGCUUUCUAAAUCAGAAAAAGGGCCACCUAUCUUCAGUAUCCCUCCUAAAGCAGUGAACGAAGAAAGGAAAUUUGAUCUAGAUAAUAAACACCCAAUCAGAAUUAUCCAGCAAGGUUUCGGGUCAGGGAUUACUCCUAGAGGUUUCUAUUGCUAUCACAUCUCGAUGAUCCAGAACUUCGAGCACAAGGAUGAUUUUUCAGUCCUACUAGAACUAAAAGACCUUCUGUUCGGGCAUGACUCAGUAGAAGUUAUAGGAGAAGGUCGCCAAGAAAACAAAGAUGUCAUUAUUCAGACAAUGAUGGACAUCAUUGAGAGAAAGAAGCAGGAAGAGGAAAGAAGGAAUCGUUUCAAUAAACAAAAAGAGCAAGAAAUGCUUGACAAAUUAGAGGAAGAAAGACAAAUCCAAGAAGCCAUCAAGAGGUCACUCCAAGAAUCAGAAGGAACUAUCGAUGAUCAACAACAAAAUGAUGGAAAAGAGGAGGUAACCAAAGUUGAAGAAGAGAAAAAGGAGGAACCUGAAGAAGAGGAAAUAAAGAUUUAUGAAUACUCUGAUCUAGCAUCUAGUGAUAUAAUUUACUCCUGAGUAUACACCCAAUAUUGUCGUAAGCCAGACACAACUCCUGGGUCAAAGCUUACUAAGGACAUUACAAAUGCAUGGGUGAUUGAAGAUGCCACAUUCGAUCUUGACCUAGACGAGUAUUUCAAGAUAGCAGAAGAAUUUAAUAAAGAACAUCUCAGAGAUAAAGGCGGCCAAGCAGAGUUCCUCAAGAGAGAAAAUCUUCCAAAAGAAGAAGUAUAUGGUGCAGAUAGCGAGAAAUCAGAUGACAUGCUAGAUGAACUCGAAAAAGACAUCUUCGGGGACACUGAAGAUGCAAAAGAACAGUCUUCAGUCUCAGAGACUGCUAAUACCGAUAAGCAAGAUGAGGCAGAAGUUAAAGUUGAUGAAGAAAAGCCAGAGCAAGAGGAAAAUACUGAAGAAAAAGAGGCUGCAGAGGAUGUUGAUGACCUUUUAGACGAUCUCCUUGAAGAUAAUUAGUUUCAAUAGGCAAUUUGAA
Molecule: messenger RNA, 2233 nt
Organism: Moneuplotes crassus
Lineage: Eukaryota; Ciliophora; Spirotrichea; Euplotida; Euplotidae
Source: the annotation of a GenBank genome assembly